AUGGAGAACAUCACCCCCCCUGCCCUCGAUAGUCAGCAGAUGCCCAAGCAAUAUCCUGCGGGCAAUCCAGCUAAACAACAGGCUCGCGUGCCCGAGCAAUACCCUGUGGGCAACCCGGCUGAAGAACAGCGGAUGCCCGAGCAAUAUCCUGCGGCCAAACCGGGCGAGCCUUCUGGCCCUCAAAGGGCGUUAGUUCGAACAUAUGCCCAAUACUUAGACUCUGUGGGCAAACCGGACGAGCCUUCUGGCCCUCAAACGACGUUAGUUCGAACAUAUGCCGAAUACUUAGACUCUGUGGGCAAACCGGGCGAGCCUUCUGCCCCUCAAACGACGAAUAGCUAUCGAUAUAUGCAUCUCCGACACUUGUUAUACCAGUGUCAUGAGUAUGGAAUUGAUCUAUUCUCAGUUGACGAACAAUACACCAUCCUUGGCCGCUGGACCACUGAUCCUCGAAGUCUGGGGCUCUUAGCCUCCGCCUGCAAAUUCACAGUAUUCUCCAUCCCCGCCUUCAAAUUCUCUUUCAUUUCACAGACGCAGCUCGAAAGGUUGGACGCGCGCUCCGGGCUGGAAAUUCUCUACUCGGGAACGGUGGCACGGAGUCGCCUUUCUGACCCGGAAACUUGGAGUGUAUGGAUAGGAAGAACGGUGGUAUCAAGGACUGUAAGAACACACGUUUGGUACAGAAAUGACUCCCAACUUAACGGAAUCUUCAUUGUCACGGGAAUUUGGCCAGGCUUGUACGAGGCCUUCUUCAAGCUCACGGACCUCCUUUUGAUGGUACAGCAGGCAGUAGCAAGACAUGCUUUGACAAAAAAUAAACAGCAUCAGCAUUGUCCCGACGGACCCGACCGCCGUGGUCGACUCUUCCGAGUCACGACAGUCACAGAAGAUUUCAUGCGCUGCUCCUGCACGACGAUCAGCCUGUUCAUGGAGGGCGAACCGGUGACAUGGACAGCUGGCACCUCGCUUUUCGUCAUGUUUUGCGUCGGACUUGCUAGCGUCAACCGUGACAUCUUACGAGGUGGAGGGAGAGGGAGUCAUGAGCCAUGGGCCAUGGGCCAUGAGUGUAUUUAGUCCUCUAUGAUAAAUUAUGCUAUGUUGCACUAUCAGAUAGUGCACGGAUUUACAGAAAAAAUUGGCCCUGAUCUACCCUUGGAAAAUCAGGAACCCCGCCAGGGCCUGAGACUG
This is a messenger RNA of Suillus clintonianus, 1188 nucleotides long. RefSeq lists its product as uncharacterized. NCBI's taxonomy places the organism in Eukaryota, Fungi, Basidiomycota, Agaricomycetes, Boletales, Suillaceae. The transcript has 6 exons. The coding region runs from base 1 to 1074 and encodes 357 amino acids. The record is from RefSeq and is a predicted model, not a curated record.